Molecule: messenger RNA, 2056 nt
Organism: Chelmon rostratus (copperband butterflyfish)
Lineage: Eukaryota; Metazoa; Chordata; Actinopteri; Chaetodontiformes; Chaetodontidae
Gene: ttc38
Product: tetratricopeptide repeat domain 38
Exons: 14
Coding region: 81-1481 (466 amino acids)
Molecular function (GO): protein binding
Source: RefSeq, a predicted model, not a curated record
GUUGACUUCCGUUCACCCUUGUCAUAUAAACUUCGCGCGUCGCGAGGAGGUUAAACUGUCUUCAAAGCUUCGCCUUCACAAUGCCAACUACGAGCUUCAGGGACUGCCAGGCGUGGAGGGCAGAGGGCCUUCCACUGUCCACCACCAGCAAUGAGGCAUGCAAAAUGUAUGACGCCACGCUCUAUCAGUUUAUGAAUUGGAGGAAUGAUGAGACCUUGGGAGGAAUUGAAGGAUGCAUUUCUGCAAUCAAGGCAGCUGACCCUGACUUUGUUAUGGGCCAUGUGAUCAGUACGGGGCUGGAGCUGAUGGGAACGGGCAGCUCCAUCCGUCUGGAUGAGCGUCUGAACAGCGCUGUGAGGCGAACAGUGGAGCUGGCCAACAGCCAGAACAUCUCUCCCAGAGAGAGGCUCCAUGUCAAGGCUGUGGAGCUCUUGUCACGUGGAAAUUAUCCCGAUGCUUGCAGUGUAUGGGAAGACAUUCUGGCUGAUCACCCCACUGAUUUGUUGGCUCUCAAGUUUUCUCAUAAUUCCUACUUCUACAUGGGAGCCCAAGCCAACCUGAGGGACUCUGUGGCCAGGGUGCUGCCCUACUGGAAACCACAUAUGCCUUUUUACAGCUUCCUGAAAGGACUGUAUGCCUUCGGCCUCAUGGAGACUAACUUCUAUGACCGGGCUGAGAAGGAAGCCAUGGAGGCCCUCGCUCUGAGUCCAGAUGAUGCUUGGUCUGUCCACACCGUAGCCCAUAUUUAUGAGAUGAAAGCAGAGGUGGACAAAGGCUUGAAGUUCAUGGAGAGUAGAGAGAACGACUGGAAGAUAUCUGACAUGCUGGCAGGUCAUAACUAUUGGCACUGGGCUCUAAACUACAUCGAGAAGGGCCAAUACGAGGCCGCUCUGCAAAUAUACGAUUCUCAGAUAUUCACACGUUGUAAAACCUCAGCAGCCAUACUGGACAUUGUGGAUGGCAGUUCAAUGCUCAGCAGACUGGAAUUGGAAGGCGUGUGCGUGAAGGACCGUUGGCGAGAGCUGCUCCAGGUGACCCAACCGCACACCGAUGAUCAUGUGACCUUGUUUAACGACCUCCACUUCCUCAUGGUGUCGCUGGGAGCUAAAGAGAGCGGGACCUCUCAGCGUCUCCUGGAGGGCCUCCAGGACUUGGCAAAGGAACCAGGGGACAAUCAGCAGCAUCAGCUGGCUGGGACUAUCGGCGUACCAAUGUGUCAGGCCAUGAUUGAGUACAACCAGGGCAACUACAGUGGAGCCAUGGACAUACUGUAUCCGUUACGCUACCGCAUGAUAGACGUAGGCGGCAGUGAUGCGCAGAGGGAUAUCUUCAAUCAACUGCUUAUUCAUGCAGCCAUGAAAUCAAAGAAUAAGCACCACCAGAAACUGGGAAGAUGUCUCCUGGUGGAGCGUGAUACCAUGAGGCCAAACUCCCCUCUGACAGAUCGUCUGAUGCAGAGAGCCCUGGCUGUUCACGACUAGACCGACUGCAAGGUGCGCAGAGCAGUUCCCAUGCAAAAACCAUCAAAGCAACACCGUAAUCUGACGUGCUGACAUUUGGCUUUCGAAGGCUCCUUUACCAACUGGAGGAAACUUGGCACUGCCAUCAAGACUCCAGUUUUUAUGCAUCACUCUCACCCUUUUAGAUUGCUGACCUGCUAAGCUUUGAAUUUGCACACUUCUGAAGGUAAUGAGCUAAUAUACCACAAGGUGCCCAUUUGCAUGAUAAAAAGCACAUGCAUUAUGUGAGUUGAUUCUUUUAGCUAACAAAGCCAACGCCUGAACUCAAUAUGUAGCAGUGUACAUUUCUUUUCCUUCUGCAUUUUAUUAGCAAACAUCACAUUUAAAUAUAAAUACUUUUCAAGAAAAAAAGCUGCAUGUCAAGAUCAAUACAAAAACCAUGUUAAAAACCAAUAAAUGCACUCUUUUGCAUGUGUUGACUAUUUGAGUAGCACCAUAAAGUGCACCACACUUUUAUGUCCAUAAGAACAACACGUUUAAGAAUAAGAAAUGUACUCAAACGUCGCAGUGAUACAGCAGUGGUAGAAAAGAUGUCC